UUAAACAUAAAGCGAAGUGUGUGCGCGGUCUCUGCCUCCGUUUUUUCGUUUUGGGAAGACAAUUUUCAGAAACUGUUCGACAGUAGUGUUCAGUGUUAGCAAAUUAUUACGUAAAUUUUUUUGCUGCUCUGGUAAAAUUCUUAUGAUGCAAAUUGUUUUCGCUUAACCCUACGUAAAUGAGUUGAUAUUAAAUAUUCUUACAUAAAGUCUGCUUGCCACUUUUAAUUUGCCGUGUACGGGUUAGUUUUUGUGGUUUCUAUAGCGAGCAGUAGCGCGCGAGUUUCUAUAGCGCGAGCUUUCAGUUUUUUUGUGGAUUCGCAUUUUUAGGAGUGGAAUUUGAUUUUAUUAUUUUAGCUAUAUUUUCGGUUUUAGUUUAGAGUUCUGUACUAUUUUUUAUUUAUUCGAAUUUGGAAAAAUGAAGUGGAAAUUCAAGGAGCUCCAUCCAUAUGUGGAGAGAAAAAAGGAGAGUGAAAAAAUUCGGGCGAAAUAUCCUGAACGCAUACCAGUGAUUGUCGAAAAAGGCCCUGGAAGUAACAUUCAAGAAAUCGACAAGCGAAAAUUUCUUGUACCCAGUGAUAUAUCUGUUGCUCAGUUUAUGUGGAUAAUUCGACAGCGUAUCCAACUUCCCGCAGAAAAAGCCAUUUUCCUCUUUGUUGGAAAAGUUCUUCCGCAGAGCAGUGCCAGUCUAAGUGAAAUCUACGAAGAGCAUAAAGAUGCGGAUGGUUUUCUGUACGUAUGUUAUUCGGGCGAGAAUACAUUCGGCUGAAGAUACUACGGUAUGGAUUUGACUUGAUUAUUCUCAGUUGGACUUUCGGAAAUGACGAGUGCUCAAACAAGGGAUUUGUAUUUUUCUGGAGAUUGACAGAGUUGCUAUGCUUCUGUGAGAAUUUGCGAAUACAUUCGUCUGUUCAGAGUAUUUUGCUUUUCUAAUUAUUAUUUACUUAUUAAUUACGCAAUCGUUUGGUAUGCUGUUUUGCUUCCUGUGUUAAAACAUCGAUGUUGUAAUUUGCGAGAUUUCUCGGAUUAGCCUGUUUGGCGUUUGCUGAUUAUUCGAUGAUAUUCGCAGUCUCAAACAGAAUGCGGCUUAAUUGGUGUAUUUUUACAGAUUUGAUUGAUUCAUUUGUAAAUUGUAAUCUCGCUAUAUUUAUCGCUCUAUUUUAGUGAUAUUAAUAUGGAAACCCUUGCACGUGUG
Messenger RNA from Paramacrobiotus metropolitanus, 1192 nucleotides. Its product is annotated as gamma-aminobutyric acid receptor-associated protein-like 2. Bases 416 to 766 code for a protein of 116 amino acids. Gene Ontology annotation, biological process: cellular response to nitrogen starvation; macroautophagy; autophagosome assembly. NCBI's taxonomy places the organism in Eukaryota, Metazoa, Tardigrada, Eutardigrada, Parachela, Macrobiotidae. The transcript is spliced from 5 exons. Gene Ontology annotation, cellular component: autophagosome membrane; cytosol; autophagosome. The record is from RefSeq and is a predicted model, not a curated record. Gene Ontology annotation, molecular function: ubiquitin protein ligase binding.